Messenger RNA from Dryobates pubescens (Downy woodpecker), 1510 nucleotides. It is a transcript of the gene VRK3, whose product is annotated as VRK serine/threonine kinase 3. Gene Ontology annotation, molecular function: protein serine/threonine kinase activity; ATP binding. Gene Ontology annotation, biological process: peptidyl-serine phosphorylation; signal transduction. The transcript is spliced from 12 exons. NCBI's taxonomy places the organism in Eukaryota, Metazoa, Chordata, Aves, Piciformes, Picidae. Gene Ontology annotation, cellular component: cytoplasm; nucleus. The coding region runs from base 31 to 1383 and encodes 450 amino acids. The record is from RefSeq and is a predicted model, not a curated record.
GGCGGGCGCAGGGUAACGGCUGCCGGGGCAAUGCGCGGCCGGGGCCGGCGGAGCCGCGGUCGGCCGGGGCCGGCGGGAGCGGCGGCGGCAGCGGAGGAGCAGCAGCAGCAGCCGGAGCAGGCAGUGCCGUCGGCGGCCUGCGCCUCGCCGAGGGUGAACCGGUUCUGCCCGCAGUGCGGGAGCGGCGUGGAGCCUGCCUUCCGCUUCUGCCCGGCCUGCGGACAGAGGCUGCCCGCGCCGCCGCCGCCGGAGGAGGACACGGAGCAGCCAGCGCCGGCCCCGCCGCAGCCCCAGCCCCAGCCCCCCGCCGCCUCCCCGAGGGCUUCCCCGCGGGCUUCCCCGAGGGCUUCCCCAGCCCGGCCCUCGGUGGCGGCGGGGCCCAGCUGCCGCUCGCCCCGCAAGGCGCGGCCCGGGCCGGUGGUGCCGCUGCCGGCCGAGACCGUCCUGACCGACCAGAGCGGCCGGCAGUGGAGGCUGCUGCGGCUCCUGGAGCAGGGCGGCUGCGGGCUGCUCUACGAAGCACAGUCAGCAUCUGGAAGCUGUCCCCAAAAGCCAAGAUACCUCCUCAAACUUGGUGUCAAGGAUGGCAGAAUCUACAACGAGCAGAACUUCUUCCAGCGAGCUGCCAAGGCAGCCACAGUGGAGAAGUGGAAGAAGGGGCACUCGGUGCCGCUGCUGGGGAUCCCCACCUGCCUUGGCUUUGGACUGCAUGCAGACAGCUACAGGUUUUUGGUGUUCUCUGACCUGGGGAGGACUCUGCAGUCUGUGCUGAGUGAUGGCUUACAGCUCCUGAAGGAGAAGGCAGCUUCCCAGCUCGCAGUCAGGCUGCUGGACUGCCUGGAGUACAUCCAUGACAAUGAGUACGUGCAUGGGGACCUCACUGCUGACAGCAUCUACCUGAACCCAGCUGACCUGGCCCAGGUGACCCUGGCAGGCUACGCCUCGGCCUUCCGCUACUGCCCGGGCGGGCGGCACGUGGCCCAGCGGCAGGGCAGCAGGACCCCCCACGAGGGCACGCUGGAGUUCAUCAGCUUGGACAGCCACAGGGGAGCAGGACCAUCGCGCCGGAGUGACUUGGAAUCCCUGGGCUACUGUCUCCUGAAGUGGCUCUGUGGCUCCUUGCCCUGGUCUGAUGAGCUGGACAAAGUACAAACUGUGGUGGAGAAGAAGGAAAAGUACAGGAAGGAUGUGAGAGGCCUUCUCCAGCUGUGCUUCAGGCAGAGAGCCGUCCCAGAUGCCCUGCAGGGCUACCUGCAGCAGGUCAUGGCCCUGGAGUACGAGGAGAAGCCUGACUAUGAGGCCCUGAGGCAGCACUUCAGGAGAGCACUGGAAAAGAUGAAAGCUUCUGCCUAUGACUCUCUGGAUCUCAAAAUGGUGCCCUGACUCAAGAGACCUGGCACUGGAAGAGGCAGAAGCUCUGCAGCCUGAGGCCUUUCCCACAGCUGUUUUACCUCUGCCUUGGGUGCUUUUAGAAGUGUUUUGCCCUUUCCCACCCCCCCUACCUCCUUCC